CGUAGAUGGACCUCAUAGCCCACAUAGUAGCCCCCUAUCUCGACCCUCGUGACUGCCGGGCUCUGGUAGUGGCUUGGCCAAAGAGCCGCUACGGCCCUGACGACUUAACGAGGCGGAUCUACACCGACUUGAUCGUUCGAGUCGGAUUACGGCCUCCCUACGAAUCUUCACCACGUGAAGUAUACUACUCCCUCAUCUACGGCAAAUACUGUGACUUUUGCAACCUUUCCAUCGACAGUGCUGAUCCGACCUCUUGCGCAUCUUAUUUUUUGUGCGAGGCAUGCAGCGACCUCUGGAUUCACCCCGGAGAUCGACUUAACGGUAUCAACCACGACCUGGACAUCCUUUCUGCCGUUUCCGCCCCCCUCACAUCGAAACUCCAACGCUUGCUUCAAGGCUCUAUUUGGGUGCCCAAGUGGGAGCUUCUCACCAUCUUAGAACCACUGAAACGACUGACUGAGCGCGACGUCCACAUUCACAAAUCCCGUCUGCUAUGGCGCUUCCGUGGUCAGGUCUACGAAAAGCGUGUCCACACAAUUUUUACUGAGGAGCUCCGUCGACUCGGUCUGCCCGGCAACCGUCACACCGGCGCUCUUCUCUGUAACGCCGUCGAUGACCCCAUUAAUUGUCUGCUAGGAUGCUCCUCUCUAAUUCAAGCAUAUACAGCGACUCAGGAGAUGCUAGAAGCCUUGGUCGCUUUCGACUCUAUCCCUCAACGCAAUAUUCGUGACAUCGUCAAAAUGCAGCUCCAGAGGAAGGCGAUCACUGGCGAGGGCGCAUUGCACGACUUAUCUGCAUCGCGUCAGUGUUGGGAAGGGAACUGUUCUGGAUCAACUUGUGUGUUGGGCUCCGAUGCUUGUUCCCAGAUUGCCAAGAUCCGACGUCUACCAAUACCAGCAAACGUUACACCUAUAGCCUCGAAACGAUCGAGUGAUCAACGACAGUCCGUUGCGAUGAAGAGGCGUAGGCGAUUGAGAUGCGUCGCGUAGGGUUUCCUC
This is a messenger RNA of Perkinsus marinus ATCC 50983, 998 nucleotides long. RefSeq lists its product as hypothetical. Bases 6 to 989 code for a protein of 327 amino acids. NCBI's taxonomy places the organism in Eukaryota, Perkinsozoa, Perkinsida, Perkinsidae. The record is from RefSeq and is a predicted model, not a curated record. The transcript has 4 exons.